Molecule: messenger RNA, 1441 nt
Organism: Brassica napus (rape)
Lineage: Eukaryota; Viridiplantae; Streptophyta; Magnoliopsida; Brassicales; Brassicaceae
Product: acidic leucine-rich nuclear phosphoprotein 32 family member B-like
Exons: 2
Coding region: 742-996 (84 amino acids)
Source: RefSeq, a predicted model, not a curated record
UUUCUUAAACAUCUAAAUCAAACCUAUAUUUCUAGAUUGAAAACCAAAAUAAACCGAACCCAAUCAAUAUCCGAAAUGUCUAUGCUUAGUUUAUCCUAUGAUCGAAAAAUGAUGGAAUGCAAGAGUAUGUGUACCAUUAACAAAGAACUGUCUAGGCAAUUUGUAACUUUUAUUGUUUUGUUACGUUUGAAUUCUACUGUUCAAUCAGUGAAAAAACAUAUAAAUUUUUGGUUUGCAGUCUUAUCGCCGAGGAAAACCAUUUGGGCGACAUAGUUUUAACAAUGGUAGUUAUCUAUUCCUUUCCUCAGAUGUAUCUACUGGAGUGAGGUUUUUUUUUUUUUAAUGUAUGUUGAUCAAAUCAAAAGAAGCUGAAGCGUCCCUUUUCUCCAGGAGCUAAAGGAAUGGUGAAUCGUACUCCUGAUGUAAUUAUUCCGACAUGAACUCUCUUCUGUUUUUAUUAUGUUUCUAAUCCUAUUCCUGGGGUAAUUAAUUAUUCCGACAUGAACUCUCUUUUGUUUUUAUUAUGUUUCUGAUCAAUAUGUCUGUUCCGAACAUUGCAGAACCCAGUUGUAAUACGUGGCUUUAGCGCACCUGGCCUAGCACUCUUUUUUGGAUUUACUAGCUACAUGAUCUGGCGUAAUGUUUAUUUAUUUCAAAUUGAUCUAUAACUUUUAUUGUUUUUUGUUUGUGUGGUUCUUUCUUAACUGAUUUGGGGUCAAAAUCAUUAUUUAUCUCUCAGAAAUGGUUGAGAAUGUUCGAAUCACAAAACCUACAAAGAAGUGUACCGAAUAUCUCAACGAAGCCUGUCUGAGGAACGCCCGUGUUUCUGAAGGAUACAAGGAGAUAUCCAGGCUCAUCGGUAAAGAAAAGGAUGAAGCUGAUGAUGAGGAUGAGGAUGAGGAUGAGGAUGAGGAUGAGGAUGAAGAUGAAUCUGAACUCUCAGGGAAGAAGGUAGAAGAAGAUAUGGAAAUGCCAUGGUGGUGUGGUUCUGCUUGAGAAGAAUUUUGAGAUAGAGAUUGAGCUCUGAUUUUUUCAUUGUUGCUCAGUUUUUUUUUCUUAAAAACUCUGAAAACACAGAACACUCUAAAACAAAGAGGCAGUCACUGUAUAAAGUUACAGACGUUUUUUUGGUUUCAAUAAAUCCUUACAUUCAAAAAAAAAAAAGCUGAAGCUAAAGCUAAUAUUAAGGAUGAAUAUUUGGAACUUAAGUUUCCUUCAAGUUAUUAUAGUUUUUAAGUAUGGUUGUUUCUAGUUGAUAAAUUUCGUUUGGGAUUCAUGAUGUGAUUGUUCUUUUGUUGGAUACCCUGCCAUUAGUAAACUGAGAGUUUGGCAACUGAUAUUUAAUUAUAUAUGUUUGGUUAUUAAUAAUAACUCACUCUAAGAAGCUGAACCAGCUUCCUUUGUUCUCAAGGCUGGUCAAGUUGCUGUACCAACAGCUGCU